Molecule: messenger RNA, 1237 nt
Organism: Stylophora pistillata
Lineage: Eukaryota; Metazoa; Cnidaria; Anthozoa; Scleractinia; Pocilloporidae
Biological process (GO): positive regulation of double-strand break repair via nonhomologous end joining; positive regulation of isotype switching; negative regulation of double-strand break repair via homologous recombination
Source: RefSeq, a predicted model, not a curated record
AAUGGCGACUGCGAUGGUCUGAAGUCUAACUUGUAAUCAUAUCGUUUUUAACAAAAUGCUCGAGCUGAAUCGUAUCUCGGUGAGAGAAAGCCUGUUUAAUUCUUUUUAGAGGGCUUUGAUUUCCUAUCUAUGGGCUCAAAUGAUGUUAUCACAGUGCAUCAGUCAGUUUCGGGCAGGUGUGUUUGCCCAUUAGCAGAUGUGACUUCCUUGCCAGACCCUGAAGAUGUUGCAAAAAAUUUGCUGUCAGGCUUUCGCGAUUCUGAAAGACUGAGACUCGUUCCCUCGAGAGAUUUUAAGCCAUGGUACGUUGUGGUGUGCCAGCCCUUCACAUAUCAGUAGCAGGAAAAGAAAAGUAAAAGAGAAUGUUUUGGAAAAAUUCAAGGAGACAGAUCUUCUUCAAGUUAAGCAGCGAUACGGAUUGGAUUAUCAUCAACGAGGGAAAUGGAUUAUUUGUGCCAAAAUGAGCUCCUUUAAAGAAAAGAGUUUAACAGUAGAACAACUUUGGAAGGAAGUAUGCUUAUUGAUCAAAGAAGGUCAUCUUCCUCAUUGCAAUGCAAAACUUCAGAGAUUACAAGAUGAGGUGUGGGUGUACUGUGACUUUGAACACUCAUUAAAGGUCAGAAGCACCUUAGAAAAGGCUCUUGGAAAUUUCGGCUUGGAAAUUUCUUUUGUUGUUUGUCCUGUUGGCGUUGUCAUGGAACUAUGAUAAAGAAACUCUAAAAUCACUCUGCUUCAUGAAGCGAGACUGAGUAUGCGUGAAACGCGUGCAAGAGGGCGCAGACACGCGCGUCUCACACACAGUCCUCCUCUUGUGCGCCAGCCGUUGUAAUCACCAGCAUCGUGUUCCUCGCGGAGAAUCUUUCUAGACUUUACAAAAUACUCACAUGUUAACAGAACUCAUUAGUUGCAAGAGGAUAAUUACUUAAUUCAACCAGCUUUCUCUGGUUAUUUCUUCAGUGAAUCUGAGAUCAGUGUAUUUACGGCAAUUGCAAAACGUUUCAAUACGUAGCAAGCCUCAUUGCUGUUUCUAACGAGUUUUACAAUGAAGGUUACUGACACAUUACCUUUUACUAAGUACACUCAGGGAGAUUGUAAUAAUAUAGAGAUAUUUAUUUACUGCAUAUUUGCUAGAUUGUGGCUAUAAAUUCUUAUUUAUUUAGUUGUUCAUUGACGAUUAUUUUAUGUGCAUUGUAAUUUAGUUAGAUGUUACAAAUAAACAAUGGACGCCUACCCAUCA